GUUUCGUUUUUCAAAAAGUGUUCAGUGUUAGCAUGCACUCUCAAUCGUAUUAGAAAAGGAAUAGACUACCCUUUUCAGUCCGAUCGAAAUGUCAUCUAGCUCAGUCGGAUCGAAUAAGGUGUUUACAUGAAGGCUUUUCAGCCUGACUGAGCCCACAAACGGAUUUUUUUGGUUGCAUGUUUUAAAGGCCUGAGAAUGAAUGAUUAGUUGAUCAAUUUCAAUGGUAAAAACAUUACUGCAUCACAGGGAGUUGACAGAACAGGUUUGUUUUGGGUGUAACAUCAUAAGAACAAGUAAAGCAUUUUAGUGUUACUUUCAAGUGCUCUACGAAAGGUAAGUUACAUAUAUUAUAACAGGGAUAAAAUAUUACAUACAAAUAUUCGAAUUGUUUUUUUAUUGAUCAGUGUUUGGAGAAUAUGCUGUAGCUACAAUGAAUGUAUUUUUAUCUGUCAAUUCAUGUAACUCUUUGUGCAUUGGCAGUUCACAGAAACAAUGAACAGCAGGCUUAAAGGAAAGUUGCAUAACAGACAAGUGAUAGAUGGUACCAUGGAGUCUCUCACUUCUAAUUUGACAGAAGAGAAAAGAAAGCAGCUCUGUGCUUUGCUGGGGAAGGUGAAACUGACUCUUCUCUACAAAGCUUCAGUUCAUGGAUAUCAAGCUUCUGCCUUCCACCAGAGAUGUGACCGUCAGGGUCCCACUUUACUUGUAGCCUACAACCAUUCAGGCUACAUCUUUGGUGGAUACACUAGUGUAGAUUAUGCUCAAAGCGGGCAGCAAAUUACAGAUGAGGACACAUUUUUAUUUAGUAUUCAGGGCAAGAUCCCUGUGUGCAUCAAAAUUAACAGUGGCUAUAAUGCACGUUAUGAUGACGCUGGAGGGCCCAACUUUGGCCAGCAGUUGUACUUUUGCUACGGCAACCAACCAGUUGUGUAUCAUCAAGUCGGGAAUGCAUUCAGUCUUAAUACGGCAACAAUGUAUGGGAACGACACUCAAAUGAGUGAAUGUGAGGUCUAUAAAGUGGAGCAGAGCUCUCAAGUCAGCACUGAGGAGAAACCAUGGAGGAACGUUCUGUGGACAGCUGAACGAAGAGCAGAGCUCGUGGAAAUGAUCAGGAAUUAUAAACCCCUGGUGACGUCUGUGAGUCUAGUCCGGAUCCUGAUGAUCGGUCCUGUAGGUGCUGGAAAAUCCAGUUUCUUCAACUCCAUCAACUCCAUCUUCAUGGGCCGCAUUACCAGCAAAGCCAUGUCAGGAUCUGCAGGCACUAGUCUCACCACACAGUUUCGCACAUACACAGUGAAUGAUGGUCGUGGAGGAAAGCCGUUGCCAUUUGUGUUGUGUGACACCAUGGGACUCGAGGAGCAAUCAGGUGCAGGACUGGAUAUUGAGGACAUCAGCAGCAUUCUUCAAGGUCACGUACCAGACCGCUAUAAAUUUAACCCCACAGCACCGUUUCAACCUGACAAGCAAAAGGCCUCCAGACCUGCAUCUCUGCAGGAGAAGAUCCACUGUGUGGUGUACGUGAUAGACGCCACCAAAAUCUCCCUCAUGUCCAGCAAAAUAGAGGAAAAACUUUCUUCCAUACGCAGAAAAGUGAACUCACUGGGCAUUGCUCAGAUCGUCUUGAUGACCAAAGUAGAUGAAGCAUGUCCUCUAGUGGAGGAAAAUCUUCAAAGCCUUUAUGCCAGCUCCUACAUCAAGUCAAAGGUUCAGGAGGUGAGCUCUCGGUUGGGUGUGCCGGUGUCUUGUGUGUUACCGGUGAAGAACUACAGUCAGGAGCUGGAGCUGGAUCUCAACUGUGACGUCCUGCUGCUCACCGCUCUACAGCAGAUGCUCAACUUUGCAGACGACUAUCUGGAUGAUGCUGAUCAAAUGGAGGACAAUGUUUUUUAACUGAUGCUUUAUGCUUUGCUGAGAUGCGUCCAGAUUGUUGCAUUGUCUUUGAACAGGAUAUAGCUUCCAUCUCUGCAUGAUAAUGUAUCUUAAGCCAGAAAAUUGGUGUAUUACUUGCAUUGCAUUCAUUUAAUUUGGCUUUAAUGCAAAAAUGUUGUAAGAUUAGUAUCUUGUCAAGUUUACAGUAUAAUAUAACAAAUUGGCCACAUUGUCACAGCAGGAGAAUACGGUUGUCAGUCCUAUAUUUGAGUCCUUAAUACGACUACGUUCACACACAGUACGGUUAUUUACGGGUGUGACAACCACAUUCUGUAACCCAUAAAUUUUCAGGACUCACAACCGUAUUCUCGGAACACACGCGCUGUGUGAACGGAACGUGAUUGGAAAACUAGUUGUCAUGUCAUACAGUGUGAGAGAGCCACUCUACCGCACAGACGAGCGUCUACCAUGUGUUGCGUGUUUUCAUGUGUGGUUUCGGUAACUUACAGUGACGGAAAAAUGAGCUAUGUGUCAUCUGAAAGUUUUAGAUCCAGUCAGUUUUUCUCCACCGGAGCUGCUCCUGUCAGUUUUGUGUUCUGUGUGCGACUCAAAUGCUCUGCUCCCCACCAAAAUAUUACUGCUGUUGGUUAAUGAAGAUUUGAUGGAAGAUCUUAUGGUUUGAUUGGACUCUUGCCGUGCCAGAAAGUGAUAAGACUUUCAGUUUUAUGGACUAUGCCAUCUUUGAUAUUACUUAGGUCUCUGUUGCUAUGAUUAGCCUACUGAUAAGGAAUACAGGCUUGACUCCCGUUGCACGUUCAUACAGACAGUAUUCGAGAUGCUACUGUAAGCUGCUGUGUGAACAGAUCAUUUCAAGACUCACACCUGCAAGUAAAUGCUGUUGUCAAUCUUUUGCAUUUUGCAAAGUUUUGCAAUGUUUGCAUUUUCUAUUUAGCAUGUCAAAAUGUUGUUAAAAUAGCUAUUAUAUAUUAUACUGUCCAACGGACAGCUUUCUUCAUGUAGGCUAUAUUGUAACUUUUUAGCUGAAAGUAACGUUACUUUUGUUUUGUACAAUACACCACUAAAAUGUAUAUGUGACAGACAUGGAGACCCCUGGUGUUCACUAUGAGUAGUACUACCUCAUUUCUGAGCAAAGAGAACCUGUUUGCACAGACACAAAGCCAGAUGAGGAAUCAAUGGGCGGUUCCCACUCAACAAACAGGGACUUCUGUUUGUUCAGACCAGUGGCGUAGCCAGAAUUAAAGUUUUGGGGGGCCAUCUUAAAAUGAGGAGGCCGCUCUAUAUUACAUGUAGGCUUUAAUGUGUGCAUUUUCAAGUGUUUGUGCGGAGUGUGGAAGCUGAAUAUCAGCGUGUUUAUACUGCAUGAUAGUUAACACGGAGGCGCCAGUGUGAUCACUUGCACUUAAAAUACUCCGUCAUUUUUGGUCAUACCGAUAAGAAUAAUUACAUAAUUCGAAUCUGUUAAGAUUUGUGUACAUGUUAAGAUUUGUGUACAUUUGUUUGUGUACACUCACAAUAACAACAAAAUGUGAGAGCGUGUCAAAAAUGAACACUCCAUUGCCUCACAGACUUGAGAAUGCGAAAUGUUUCAAUAAUGAACCAAGUCAAAUAAAAAACAAAUAUUCUCAGA
Molecule: messenger RNA, 3517 nt
Organism: Onychostoma macrolepis
Lineage: Eukaryota; Metazoa; Chordata; Actinopteri; Cypriniformes; Cyprinidae
Product: interferon-induced protein 44-like
Exons: 8
Coding region: 493-1890 (465 amino acids)
Molecular function (GO): GTP binding
Source: RefSeq, a predicted model, not a curated record